Salvelinus fontinalis (brook trout) is the source of this 3418-nucleotide messenger RNA. RefSeq names its product zinc finger protein 536-like. The transcript is spliced from 5 exons. Lineage: Eukaryota; Metazoa; Chordata; Actinopteri; Salmoniformes; Salmonidae. Gene Ontology annotation, molecular function: DNA-binding transcription factor activity, RNA polymerase II-specific; RNA polymerase II cis-regulatory region sequence-specific DNA binding. Gene Ontology annotation, cellular component: nucleus. Gene Ontology annotation, biological process: regulation of DNA-templated transcription. Bases 932 to 3217 code for a protein of 761 amino acids. The record is from RefSeq and is a predicted model, not a curated record.
UGUUCACUGCAUGGUCCUGGACGACAUGUAUCAAAGCCAAUUAGACACGGUGUCAACGUAACAAGACUGACAAUGUGAAUGGGUUCAGAGGAGAAUAGACAUAUUUUAAUAAGAGUGUUUACGGGAGCUCAAGGUCAGAAACAAGCUGCGAGGUUGGGAAUCCUUUAUUUUUUUACCGUAACACGGGGGAAAUGUAGCCUACGAUUAGAGUAUUAUUGUUUACGGUGUUAUUUUAUCUUGGGUUACGCUCUUAGCUCCAGCAAUGCCGAAUGCCGCAAGACCUAUAUCUAUUUGCUGUGAAUAACGCGGCGGACGACAAUGGACUGCUUUUUUAACGGUACAAUGCAUUUCACCUACCAGAUAGGGAGAGUCCAAGCUGAAAUAUGGAAAUGUAUUGUGAUGCUGAGUAAUUAGUAUCAAUGAACACGUUUGGCCUAGGAAAAAAACUGACCGAAUGAAAUAAAACGCUAUUUUUUACUCAGGAUACGUGCGGAACAGUUAGAGAGAGAAUUCUGUAUUGGACAAUCGUAACAGGUCCGAAGCGCACUUUUCCCCCUUCAGCGAAAGAAAAUGAUCCGGUCAAUCAUAUGGACAUGCCUCAUUAUUCAAUGAACACAAUCUCUCACCAAGGCAUCGUUUACAGACAGGAGUUUCUUCGCGCUACUCCAAAUUUAAAGGCGCUUGUCUCCCCCCCCCCCCCCUCUGCAAACCUGUCUGUGUUCUUCCUGAGCUACGUCGGUGAGGUGGCAGUACUGCAGUGAUCUACGGAUGUCAAUUAGAAGACCCAAGAAAACACAUUAGGACAGAGGCACAUCCUUCUAGGUCGGUCGUCAUUGCUGUGUGCUGUAGUGACUCAGUGGCAGUGAUCUGCCUGGGUCUCCUCGAACCUGACAGACAGGCUCCAGAGCAGUAUGCAGUUAGUGUGUUAAGGAUGGAGGACUCUAGUUUGUGCCUUGGUGUGUCUUCAGCAGUAUCGGACGCUGACAGAGACCAUCUGAGCAACGCAGUGCUAAAUGGCCGAUAUCCCAUCAGUCAGAAGCUCCACCAGCUGACGGCCCAGCUGGGCCACGCCUUUCCCGACCUACAGAGCCGACAGCAGAUCCCUGAGGAGAAAGCUGCCACCCCAUUGGAUGAGAAGAGCCACGCUGCCCUGGCCAGUCAACCAAUCAGCAGUCAGAUGGCACUGCUCGCCAACCAGCUCAACCGGGACAUAGAUGCAAGUGCCCUGGCCAACCUGAAUGGGCGUGUGGACCUGCAGCAGUUUCUCAAUGGGCAGAACCUGGGCAUCAUGUCCCAGAUGAACGACAUUGAAGACGAUGCCCGUAAGAACAGGAAGUACCCGUGUCCGUUGUGCGGCAAGCGAUUCCGCUUUAACAGCAUCUUGUCGCUGCACAUGCGCACACAUACAGGUGAGAAGCCUUUCAAGUGCCCCUACUGCGACCAUCGAGCAGCACAGAAGGGCAACCUCAAAAUCCACCUACGCACCCACAAGCUGGGAAACCUCGGUAAGGGACGCGGCCGCGUCCGUGAGGAGAACCGUCUUCUACAUGAGCUGGAAGAGAGGGCCAUCCUGAGGGACAAGCAGAUCAGGAGCAGCAGCCUCCUUCAGCCAGCCCAGCCCCUGCAGCACCAGCCACACCUUGGCCCUCAGACCCAGCAGCAGCAGCAACAGCCUGGCUCUGCCUGUGGCCUCCUCACCCCCACCAGCCUGGGAACUCCAGACUCCCUCUCCCAGCCCUCGUCCUCCCCCAAGCCGGCCGGCACCCAAGAUGACCAGGCCCUGAACCCACCCACUGGAUUCCGCUGCACCUUCUGCAAGGGCAAGUUUAAGAAGCGUGAGGAGCUGGAUCGUCACAUCCGCAUCCUGCACAAGCCCUACAAGUGCACCUUAUGUGAGUUUGCUGCCUCGCAGGAGGAGGACCUGAUCAGCCAUGUGGAAAAAGCCCAUAUCACGGCCGAGUCAGCUGCGGGACAGGGUGCAGCUGGCGGAGCUGAGAAGCCUGCCAACGAGUUCCGAUGUGAGGUGUGUGGCCAGGUCUUCAGCCAAGCCUGGUUCCUCAAGGGCCACAUGCGCAAGCACAAGGACUCAUUUGAACACGUCUGCCAGAUCUGUGGUCGUCGCUUCAAGGAGCCCUGGUUUCUCAAGAACCACAUGAAGGUCCAUCUCAAUAAGCUGGCCAUCAAGAGCAAGCCCCCAGCAGAGGACAUAAACGCUGUCAACACCAUGAACAGCAUGGCCCAGGAGGCCCAUGCUAACCUCUACUCACGUUACAUCUCCUGCCUGCAGGGCGGCUUCCUAUCCCCAGACAAACAGGGUCUGAGCGAGCAACACCAGAUGCUGGCCAAAGCCGGCAUUGCCAUGAAAGAGAAGGAGAUGCUGGGGAAGCUGCUGGGCCCAAUGGCAGGGAUGGGCCAUGGCCUUGGCGAGGGGGAGAAGCGCUCUCUCCUGGGCUGCCUGAACCUGGUGCCCCCCCUGAAGUCCAGCUGCAUGGAACGCCUCCAGGCGGCUGCCAAAGUUGCAGAGAUGGACCCACUGAAUAGCUAUCAGGCCUGGCAGAUCAUGGCACGAGGCAUGGCCAUGGACCGUGCCUUUAUGCCCAAGGAGCAGCACCAUGAGCAGCACCAUGAGGAGAUGACCAAUGCUGCCGGCAUGGCCUUCACUAAAGAGAAGCAUGACUACCCUAUGAUGUGCUCCAACGAUGGCUCCAAGCAGAAGCAGCACAGCGAAGCUCUGCAUGGCUCGAAGGCCGGCAGUGGAGCCAUGAUGCCCCUGAAAGACGACGGAGUGGGCUUCGACAGCCAUCGUGACUUCAUGCCCCAUCAUGGCGGCCAUGGCCUGGGCCUGGUCCACGGCCUGGAGUACAACCACCUGACUAGCCUGAAAGAGAAACCCACAGAGUGUCCUGACUGUGGCCGGGUCUUCAGGACCUAUCACCAGAUGGUGGUCCACUCUCGGGUGCACAACAAGGAGCGGCGGCCCAUAGAAGAAGCCAUCCAGCAGCAGAACAACACCACAGGACUGGAUGAGCGGCGUGGCUCAGCCAGCGACCCCGAGUCCCAGUCCAUCAGCAGGUCCACCACCCCUGGAUCCUCCAACGUGACGGAGGAAAGCGGAGCCGGAGGAGGUCACUCCCAGACCGGCAGUGUCCGAGACGACAGCCCACACCCUUCCUCCCCAUCCUCAGGUAAGACUAAGUCAUUACUAUACCCUGAAUAAUGAUCAAUCCCAUAGUCACAUUAUCCUUAUUAUCAGGACUUCUUCCAAUGUAUUCUUCAUUAUUUAUAUGGGGAGGACACGUAAGGGGGAGACCAUUGUGUCCGAAGAGGAUAGGUCCUUACACAAAGAUGAGUUGGUUGAUGGCUGGCACAAGAUCUCUUACAUACGCCAUUUGCUUUGACAUCCCUUCUACACAACACU